AUAUUUCUUUGUCUCAAAGUCAGUCUGUUAUCAAACAAAUAUGAAGCUUCAUUUGCAAACCUUUGUAUUGUUUUUAAUAUGCUGUUUUGCCUUUUCAGAGGCGCUAAGAAGGAAGAGAGAAUGGUGUAGGCCAGUAGACACAGAGACCCAGUGCAUACUUGGCAUCUUUGGUAGCGUUUGUCACAUGAAGGAUGACAUGUGCUGUUGCCCACCAAUUUAUCCGGGUAAGAGAGAAGCAGGACACUGCGCUAUGGUGUGGGACUGGGUUUGUCCCCCUAACUGUAAGAUGGUGAGGGACUGCCGAACUAGAUGUGACAUGCCGGGAGAGUACUGUUGCUGGUGUACCUCCUAAACUCAACGCAACAAAUAAAGAAUUGUCA
This is a messenger RNA of Saccostrea echinata, 380 nucleotides long. RefSeq lists its product as uncharacterized. Bases 41 to 352 code for a protein of 103 amino acids. The transcript has 3 exons. Lineage: Eukaryota; Metazoa; Mollusca; Bivalvia; Ostreida; Ostreidae. The record is from RefSeq and is a predicted model, not a curated record.